Messenger RNA from Punica granatum (pomegranate), 1761 nucleotides. NCBI's taxonomy places the organism in Eukaryota, Viridiplantae, Streptophyta, Magnoliopsida, Myrtales, Lythraceae. The record is from RefSeq and is a predicted model, not a curated record.
UGGCUCGACUGAUCACUGAUCAUACCACUGUACCUUCCUCACCCCUUUAAAACACACCUCGCCCUGAUCUCUCACUCUUACCCUCACUCACUCUCUCAAACCAAAGCCCAGCCCACUCUCGUUUACCGAAUAUGGAAAAGCCGGAAGCAGAGCCGUGGCGGCCUGACCCAGCCAUAUUCGGGCCGCCAGAGACCCCUCGUGAGCCGAUGGAGUUCCUUUCCCGCUCGUGGAGCCUGUCCGCGUUCGACGUCUCGAAGGCACUUGUCCCGCCACUUCUGUCGACCGCACUCUCGGGCGCCUCAGGUAGUACGGUUACUGUAGGCAGCGAUGGCGUGGACCAUGCUGCAGCGACGGAGGAGUGUCCUGGUGAGGUGGAGGAGGCCGGUUCGGCUUUUUCUGGCAACCCGUUCUCGUUUGCUUCUUCGGAGACAUCACAGAUGGUCAUGGCUAGGAUCAUGUCGCAGUCGAGGGAAGUGUCCCCUCGCACUUCAGGAAGGCUCUCCCACAGCAGUGGGCCCCUCCUGGCAGCCCAGAGCUGUGGCUCUUUAACCGACAGUCCCCCAGAAUCUCCCUGUGACAUCGACGAUCUUAAGUUUCCCCGAUAUAACUAUCCGCUUCCCAGCCACUUCCAAUUUCCUCCUGCAAACGGGGCCGCCACCCCUGGUGGCGGUGUCAGCGGUAGCAGGACAGUGGGGAGGUGGUUGAAGGACAAGAGGGAGAAGCGGAGGGAGGAGACGAGGGCCCAGAAUGCCCAGCUUCACGCGGCAGUUUCCGUGGCUGGAGUGGCAGCAUCUAUUGCCGCAAUUGCCUCUGCUGUUGCCGCCUCAGGCGGGGCUGCCAAGGACGAACAGAGGGCAAAGACUGAUACUGCCGUGGCUUCUGCUGCUGCACUCGUGGCUGCCCAGUGCGCGGAGGCUGCAGAGGUAAUGGGAGCCGAUCGGGAGCACCUUAACUCUGUCCUUACCUCUGCUGUCAGAGUUCGGUCUGCCGGGGAUAUAAUGACAUUAACUGCCGCAGCAGCUACAGCACUCCGAGGGGCAGCGACAUUGAAGGCAAGGGCACUGAGGGAAGUGUGGAACAUUGCCGCCGUGAUCCCUGCUGAGCGAGGAACGGGGACCAGUGGCAACGGCAGUUCCAGCAGCAGCAGUACCAGUGGAGAGCUCGUCCCCGAGGAAAACAACUUCUUAGGAAUCUGCAACAGGGAGUUGCUUGCUAGAGGAUCUGAGCUCCUAAAACGAACCCGAAAAGGUGACCUUCAUUGGAAGAUCGUCUCCGUCUACAUUAAUAGAUCGAAUCAGGUGAUGUUGAAGAUGAAGAGCAGACAUGUUGCUGGGACCAUCACCAAAAAGAAAAAGAAUGUAGUGCUGGAGGUGAUUAAGGAAAUGCCCGCCUGGGCAGGCCGCCACUUGCUCGAGGGCGGAGAGCACCGGAGGUACUUCGGGCUGAAGACAAUGGUAAGGGGACUGGUCGAGUUCGAGUGCAGGAAUCAGAGAGAGCAUGAUAUAUGGACCCAGGGCGUGACAAGACUCCUAGCUAUCGCUGCCGAACGGAACAAAAAUAAUAGGCCAAGAAUUUGAAGGGUAGUGUAUUUUUCAUUAGUGGUGUGUUCUUUCAUUCCAUUGUACUCUAUGAGUUUCUGCCAUCACUUUAAAAAGUUAUUAUUAAAUUCUAACGGUGCGUUUGAUUUCAGAGAUAAAGUAACUUUGAUUUUGAUUGUGGAAAAUCUCAAAAAUAACAAAUGAAAUGGGAUUAUAAAUUUAA